AUGGAGCAGUUAUCAGAUGAAGAAAUUGACCAUGGUGCUGAAGAAGACAGUGACAAAGAAGAUCAAGAUCUGGACAAAAUGUUUGGAGCCUGGCUGGGGGAGCUAGACAAGCUUACUCAGAGUUUGGAUUCUGACAAGCCCAUGGAACCAGUAAAAAGAUCUCCCCUUCGCCAGGAAACAAACAUGGCUAAUUUUUCUUAUCGCUUCUCCAUAUACAACUUGAAUGAAGCUCUGAAUCAGGGAGAAACGGUGGAUCUGGAUGCCCUGAUGGCCGAUCUUUGCUCAAUAGAGCGGGAGCUCAGCAGUAUCGGUGCAGGAAACAGUAAGCGUCAAAUCACAGAAUCAAAAUCCACUCAGAAAUUACCUCCUAGCCGACAUUCAACAAAACAUGGCACCUUGAAAGGAUUGUCUUCUUCAUCUAAUAGGAUUACUAAACCAUCACAUGCCAACUACUCCCUGGAUGACAUUACUGCACAGUUAGAACAGGCCUCUUUGAGCAUGGAUGAGGCUGCUCAGCAGUCUGUACUAGAGGAUGCUAAGCCUUCCAUAACUAAUCAACACAGAAGAACAGCAUCCGCGGGCACAGUGAGUGAUGCUGAAGUGCGCUCUAUUAGUAACUCCUCUCGCUCCAGCAUCACUUCUGCAGCUUCCAGCAUGGACUCUUUGGAUAUUGAUAAAGUAACACGUCCUCAAGAACUGGAGUUGACACAUCAGGGGCAGCCAAUUACUGAGGAAGAACAAGCAGCAAAAUUGAAAGCUGAGAAGAUCAGAGUUGCCCUAGAGAAAAUUAAAGAAGCCCAAGUGAAAAAGCUAGUUAUUAGGGUCCACAUGUCUGAUGAUAGUUCUAAAACAAUGAUGGUGGAUGAGAGACAGACAGUGAGACAAGUGCUGGAUAACCUGAUGGACAAAUCCCACUGCGGUUACAGUUUAGACUGGUCACUGGUAGAAACCAUCUCUGAGUUACAAAUGGAGAGAAUCUUUGAAGACCAUGAAAACUUGGUUGAAAAUCUUCUUAACUGGACAAGAGACAGUCAAAACAGGCUUAUGUUUAUGGAGCGUAUAGAAAAAUAUGCACUUUUCAAAAAUCCACAGAACUAUCUUCUGGGGAAAAAGGAAACGGCUGAGAUGGCAGAUAGAAACAAAGAAGUGCUGUUGGAGGAAUGUUUUUGUGGAAGUUCUGUAACUAUACCAGAAAUUGAAGGAGUCCUUUGGUUGAAAGAUGAUGGCAAGAAGUCUUGGAAAAAGCGUUACUUUCUCUUGCGAGCUUCUGGUAUUUACUAUGUCCCUAAAGGAAAAGCGAAGGUUUCUCGGGAUCUGGUAUGCUUUCUCCAGCUGGAUCAUGUCAAUGUUUAUUACGGACAGGACUAUCGGAACAAAUACAAAGCCCCGACAGACUGUUGUCUGGUGCUGAAGCACCCACAGAUCCAGAAGAAAUCUCAGUACAUUAAAUACCUUUGUUGUGAUGAUGUGAGGACCUUGCACCAGUGGGUCAAUGGUAUCCGCAUCGCAAAGUACGGGAAGCAGCUCUACAUGAACUACCAAGAAGCUUUAAAGAGGACAGAGUCCGCUUGUGAUUGGACUUCCUUAUCCAGCUCCAGCAUUAAAUCAGGGUCCAGUUCCUCCAGCAUCCCAGAGUCUCAGUCAAACCACUCAACUCAGUCUGACAGCGGCGUGUCCGACUCCCAGCCAGCAGCACACGCGCGUUCCCAGAGCAUCGUGAGCUCCAUCUUCUCUGAGGCCUGGAAACGAGGCACGCAGCUGGAGGAGUCCAGCAAGGCCAGAAUGGACUCUAUGAAUCGAUCCUACACUUCACUCAUGACCCCUUUAUCCCCACAACCUAAACUAGUCAGCCCCUACACGGCCUCCCAGCCUUCGCCUCCUCUCCCGCCCCCGCCCCCGCCCCCGCCGCCCCCCCCUCCGCCCCCGCCCCCGCCGCCCCCUCCUCUGCCCAGCCAGUCCGCGCCUUCUGGGGGCUCCGCGGCCACCGUGUUUGUCAAGUACAGCACCAUCACCCGGCUGCAGAACGCCGCUCAGCACUCCGGGCCGCUGUUCAAGCCCCCGCCGCCCUCCGUGGCGCAGCCUCUGCCCGCCACCUCACAGCCAGCAAAGCCUCAGAUGCCCGUGCCCCCCAACGGAGUGGUGCCCCCGCCCCCGCCCCCGCCGCCGGCCCCCACCCCCGGCUCGGCCAUGGCCCAGCUCAGACCCGUGCCUUGUGCGCAGGCCCUGCCCCAGUUCAGCCCCCCGCCGCCCCCGCUGAAGAUCCAUCACGUUCCGCACGGCGGCCAGGCAGCUCCCCCGACACCCCCGCCCCCGCCGCCCGCCUCCCCCCAGGCGCCCCCCAAACCCCUGGCGACCGCGCCGCCCGCCUCCCCCCAAGGGCCCCCCAAACCCCUGGCGACCGCGCCGCCCGCCUCCCCCCAGGCGCCCCCCAAACCCCUGGCGACGGCGCCGCCCGCCUCCCCCCAAGGGCCCCCCAAACCCUUGGCGACUGCGCCGCCCGCCGGCUCCAAGGCCGCGCCCCCAUCCCCCAUCCCCCCGGCGCCCCCGGCCAAAAAGCCGGCCUUCCCCCACGCCCCGCCCGCGCCGGCCGCUCCGCCGGGCCCGGGCCCGCCGCCCACCCUCCCCAAGCACCCGGGCUUGGCCGGGAGGCCGCCCGCCGCGCCGCCGUCCCCGGGGCUGUCGGUGGUGCGGCAGAUGGCCAGCCAGUUCCCCGCGCCCGCGCCGGCCGAGCCCCCGAGGCCGCCCGCGGCCCCGCAGUCCCCGCCCGCCGUGAAGGCCAAGCCCCGGUGGCAGCCCGGCGCCCCGGCCCCCGACUUCCCGCCGCCGCCGCCCGAGAGCAGCCUGGCGUUCCCCCCGCCGCCCCCGACCCCGCCCGCCGCCCCCACGGCGGCCCCCGAGCGCAGCGGCUCCCCCGGCAAGAAGCCGGCCAAGACGGCCAGCCCCGGGGCCAAGAAGCCUCCCCCGACCCCGCAGCGCAACUCCAGCAUCAAGGCCGGCGGCGCGGCGGCCCCCGAGCCCAAGCGGCCCUCGGUGGACAGCCUGGUCAGCAAGUUCGCGGAGCCCUCGGGGUCCCCCGGCAAGGACACCCCAGCGCCGCCGGCCGCGCCCCCCAAGCCCGGGAAGCUGAACCUCCCCGGAGUCCACCUGCAGGCGGCGCCCGCGAGGGCCUCCGUCCUGGGUGCGCGCGGCCAGGACCCGGCCGUGGAGUUCCCCUCUCCGCCCUCCGACUCGGACUUCCCGCCGCCGCCCCCGGAGCUGGAGCUGCCCCCGCCGCCCGUGGAGAUCCCGGCCGCCUUCCUGGGGGCCGCGUCCCCGCGGGUGGCCGUGGUCAGCCCCCAGCCGCAGCAGUGGGCCAGGCCGCCGGCCAAGAAGGCGCCUCCGCCCACGCGGCCCAAACGGAACGACAGCACCCGCCUCACCCAGGGGGAGCCCGCCGAGCCCCCCGCGGUGCCGCCGGCGCCCACCUCCCCCAAAGCCGGCCUCGGGGUGCAGCCCGGCUUCCUGGCCGACCUCAACCGGACCCUGCAGCGCAAGUCCAUCACACGGCACGGCUCGCUCUCCUCCUCCCGCGUGUCCAGAGCAGAACCCACGGCCACCAUGGACGACAUGGCCCUGCCCCCGCCGCCCCCCGAGCUGCUGUCCGACCAGCGGAAGGCCGGCUACGGGGGCAGCCACAUAUCCGGCUAUGCCACCCUGCGGAGGGGGCCCCCGCCCGCCCCCCCAAAGAGAGACCAGAACACCAAGCUCUCCAGAGACUGGUAG
Pipistrellus nathusii (Nathusius's pipistrelle) is the source of this 3762-nucleotide messenger RNA. NCBI's taxonomy places the organism in Eukaryota, Metazoa, Chordata, Mammalia, Chiroptera, Vespertilionidae. The record is from the annotation of a GenBank genome assembly.